UGAUUUUUAAAGUAAACAUUACUAGAUUCUGAUUGGUGGAGGCGUCAACAAUGGAGGGAUGUGAUGCACCCUGGAGAUGGACUCACCUCCCUGUCACCUCUUAAACAGAUCUUUAAAAAAAAAAACUGUGUGAAAACCUUAUGUUAUUAAAGAACUUGAUUAAAUCCGUGUUUCUUUUGCACAUUAGCAAAACAUUGCGGUCAGACCUUCACAUGAUCACAUUCGGUGCAUUCAGAAAGCAACGGACGUUUUCUGCAAGCUUUCUCAUAUUCAGAUGCAGCCCAAGGACAAUGGAAGGAAAUGGGAAGCUCCCAGCACAUAGCCAAGACUUCCAGAAGUCUCCCUGAACGCCAAUGUGAAGCUUUAGAGCAAAUUUUUAAGCAAUAAUUCAACGUUCAGAUCUGCUGGAACAAACUUGGUCACCUGGGACAAGGAAAAGGUGGAUCCAAAGCGAUGGCUGAAGAAAUACAACUCAGAGAGAAGAAGCCGAGAAGUUUGCCUCGGUCUGAUGGGUGUGGUCUCUAUAACUUUGACGCUUUGGAUUUGUCUGGAGGGUUAAGGAUCGUCCUGGUUGGAAAGACUGGAUCAGGGAAGAGUGCCACGGGAAACACUAUCCUCGGCAGAGCUGUCUUCAAAGAAGAUCCGAGCCCGAUGUCGGUGACCAAGCACUGUGAGACACAGAGCGGAGAGGUGGACGGGAUCACAGUCCAAGUAAUCGACACUCCGGGCCUGUUUGACACAGGAAUCACAGAGGAGGAACUGAAGUCCAGGAUAGAAGAGUGUGUCAAGAUGUCGGUUCCUGGACCUCACGCUUUCCUUCUGGUGAUCAGGCUUGGAGUCAGGUUCACCGAGGAGGAGAGGAAUGCCGUGAAGUGGAUCCAGGAAAACUUCGGCGACGACGCCUCCAUGUACACCAUCAUGCUGUUUACGUGCAAGGAUCAAGGCAAAGCAGACAAUGCCCUGAAGGAGUGCAAGGAGCUCCGGAGACUUUCGAUCACGUUCGGGCGCAGGUACCACGCCUUCAACAACAACGACGCAGACGACCGCGUGCAGGUUACAGAGCUCAUCAACAUGAUCAAGGAAAUGGUACAAGACAACGGAGGGAAGCACUACACAAACGAGAUGUAUGAGAAAGCCCAGAGGAAGCUAAAAGAGGAGGAGGAGCGCAAGAGGCAGGAAGAGGAGGAGAAGAAGGAGGAAGAGAGGAAGGUUUGGGACGAGGAGAGGGAGAAGCAGCAAAAAGAACGAGAGAAGAAGAAACAGGUUCGGAGGAAGAACAUCCGCGUGGCCUCGGCUGCUGCGGUUGUGUUGGUGUUAGCCGGCGUUGUCAUAGCGGUGGGGGCAAACACCACCGUGGCGUUGGCUCUGGGGGCUCCGACACUCGUCCUGGGGGUUUUAUGUGGUUUAGCUGCCAUUUGGGUUUGGAAAGGAAUAAAAUGUAAAGCUAAAAAAAACAGUCCGGUGUAAUUAACACAAAAUCAUGUCCGUCGGUAGUAAUAUUACAAAUAAAGUUCGGAUGUAGAAUAUCUUCCACAAGAUUAGCUAAUAUUGGUAUGUAUGUCAAAACGUUUUCUGGUUUUCAGAAAAUGUUUCUCAAAUGAACAAAGUAAAGCUUGACUGGAAAAUGAAUUUAAAUUAGAAAUGUUAUUUAGGUCAGAGGUGUCACACUCAUUUUUAUACCAAGGUCACAAAUUUUCUCAAAGGGCCAAAUUGUGUCAGAAUGUAUUGAAAAAAUAAAACAAAAAACUACCCACUAAUAAACUGUUAAAAUAUCAAUAAAUAGCUGUCUUUGAUGAGUACUUCUUUAAAUUAAAUUAAAUUUUUUCACAUUGAUGUAAUUUGGCGGUAUACAGAUAAAACCGUUUUGAUUUGAUUGAUAGAGUAAUAUUUUAGCACACAACUGUUAUCUUGAAGGCUCUAAUUAUGUGGCCCUCUUUAGAGUCUAGAGGGCCACAUAAAUAGUUACGGCGGGCCAGAUGUGGCCCACCAGCCUUGAGUUUGACAUGUGAUUUAAAUGAUCAGGAAGGCAGUAUUUUUCAGCAAAACUGCUGUUUAAUUUAACUAUUAAAUUCACUUUUUCACUUUUAAACAAACCUCUUCAGCUUACAGCCCUGAACUGACCCACAACUGGAUCACAUUUGACCUUAUCUGCAGGUCUUGGCAGCAAAGUUGUACCGAAAUUAUCUGUGUUACUGAUGGACCAUACAUAAUACUGUUCUUUAAAGAAACUGAAAAUCAAAUACAUUUUGUCCUUUGAUGCAGUAUGGCUUAUAAAGUUACAAAACUUUAGAUUAAAUCAGAACUAGCAGAACUAUAUGACAAUUAAACAGUGAUAUGACCUGCAAGCUC
Xiphophorus couchianus (Monterrey platyfish) is the source of this 2349-nucleotide messenger RNA. Its product is annotated as GTPase IMAP family member 7-like. The transcript is spliced from 3 exons. The record is from RefSeq and is a predicted model, not a curated record. Lineage: Eukaryota; Metazoa; Chordata; Actinopteri; Cyprinodontiformes; Poeciliidae. Gene Ontology annotation, molecular function: GTP binding. Bases 454 to 1467 code for a protein of 337 amino acids.